Messenger RNA from Penicillium subrubescens, 1326 nucleotides. RefSeq names its product acyl-CoA dehydrogenase family protein. Gene Ontology annotation, molecular function: oxidoreductase activity, acting on the CH-CH group of donors; flavin adenine dinucleotide binding. The coding region runs from base 1 to 1326 and encodes 441 amino acids. Lineage: Eukaryota; Fungi; Ascomycota; Eurotiomycetes; Eurotiales; Aspergillaceae. The transcript has 4 exons. The record is from RefSeq and is a predicted model, not a curated record.
AUGGCGGAAAACUCACCUAACCCUGUCCCCUUCUCAGAGCCCCCUUAUCUACGUGGUCUCCCGUCCCCGUAUAUCACACCUGCCCACCGGGAAUUCCAGAAGCGAUGCCGCAAGUUUGCAUGGGAGAACUUGAUUCAACAUGCUAUGGAAUGGGAAAAGGCAGGAACUGUCCCUGAACAUGUCUUCGGCACAUUUUGCAAGCACAACAUGCUGUUGCCAAACAUGCCUGCCCCACUUCCCGUGGACUGGCUUAAGCGAUUGGGGAUCAAUGAUAUCCUGGGUGUCAAAGUCGAGGAUUGGGAUUACAUCUACACUGGAAUCUAUUGCGACGAGCUGGCUCGUUCUGGCUUGAGCGGUCCUGGUGGAUCUUUGAAUGCGGGCUUUGCCUUUGGUAUCCCCCCGAUUGUCAAGUUUGGCAGCAAAGAGCUACAGGAGCGAUUCCUCCCUGAUCUCCUUACCGGCAAAAAGCGUGCCUGUAUCGCUAUUACCGAGCCCGAGGCUGGGAGUGACGUUGCAAACAUUGUCACCACUGCUACCAAGAGUGCUGAUGGCAAGCAUUAUAUUAUCAAUGGAACCAAGAAAUGGAUCACCAAUGGUAUCUGGUCCGACUAUGCGACCAUGGCCGUUCGAACUGGUGGUCCUGGACCCACUGGUCUCUCGGUGCUGGUCGUGCCCCUGAAGAACCACCCCGGCGUGACCAUGCGUCGUCUAAAGGUUGCUGGCCAAAUCACUGGUGGUACUACCUACAUCGAACUGGAUGAUGUCAAGGUCCCAGUCUCGAACCUCAUCGGCAAGGAGGGCCAGGGCAUGCGCAUUAUCAUGACCAACUUCAACCAUGAACGUCUUGUUAUCUCCGUUGGAGUCACUCGUGCUGCACGUGUGGCUCUUUCCGCUGCUUUCUCUUACUGCCUUAAGCGCGAGGCCUUUGGCAAGACCCUCAUGGAUCAACCCGUGGUGCGACAUCGUCUUGCCAAGGCUGGCGCUGAGCUUGAAACGAUGUGGGCUUGGGUUGAGCAGAUCCUCUACCAGCUCUGCCAUAUGAGCAAAGAAGAGAGUGACAUCCAGCUCGGUGGGUUGACGGCCUUGGCGAAGGCGAAGUCUGCCAUGGUGCUCAAUGAGUGUGCCCAAGUUGCUGUCCUCUUAUUCGGUGGCAAUGGGUUCACACAGACUGGCCAGGGCGAGCUUGUUGAAGCAAUUCUACGAGAUGUUCCUGGCGCCCGUAUCCCCGGUGGCUCUGAAGAUGUUUUACUCGAUCUGUCCGUUCGUCAGUUGGUCAAGAUCUACCAGGCACAGGAAAAAAUGCUGUCCAAGAGCUCCAAGAUUUGA